Messenger RNA from Condylura cristata (star-nosed mole), 300 nucleotides. RefSeq names its product late cornified envelope-like proline-rich 1 (gene LELP1). The coding region runs from base 1 to 300 and encodes 99 amino acids. NCBI's taxonomy places the organism in Eukaryota, Metazoa, Chordata, Mammalia, Eulipotyphla, Talpidae. The record is from RefSeq and is a predicted model, not a curated record. The transcript has a single exon.
AUGUCAAGUGAUGAUAAAAAUAAAUCAACUGAUUCCAAGACUGAACAAAAGAACUGUGACCCCAAGUGUGAGCAGAAGUGCGAGAACAAAUGCCAGCCCAGCUGUUUAAAGAAGCUGCUUCAACGGUGCUCUGAAAAGUGCCCACGGGAAAAGUGCCCGCCACCACCAAAGUGCCCCCCGCCCUGCCCCCCACCUUGCCCUCGCAACUGCCCACCUCCCUGCCCUAACAAGCCUUGUGCCAAGCCCUGCCCUCCUAAAUGCCCACCUCCAUGCCCCCCGAAAUGCCCACCCCCAGAGUGA